Messenger RNA from Rangifer tarandus platyrhynchus (Svalbard reindeer), 387 nucleotides. Lineage: Eukaryota; Metazoa; Chordata; Mammalia; Artiodactyla; Cervidae. The record is from the annotation of a GenBank genome assembly.
AUGAGGAAAAUGCAAAUCAAAACCUUAAUGAGGAGCCGGCACAGCCGGUUGCAGAGGCAAGUUCUGAGCCUGUACCGCGAGCUGUUGCGCGCCGGCCGCGGGAAGCCGGGCGCCGGGGCACGAGUGCGGGCCGAGUUCCGGCAGCAUGCUUGCCUGCCACGCUCCGACGUACUGCGCAUCGAGUACCUGUACCGCCGCGGUCGGCACCAGCUCCAGAUGCUACGCUCGGGCCAUGCCACGGCCAUGGGUGCCUUCGUGCGUAUGUGGGGCCCGACCGAGGAGUCCACCGGCGCGGGGGCCCCAGGGACCCUGUCUGAUGAAGGUUACGACCCGAAGAGACCGCUAGACAGCGUGAGGACACAGAAGACCCCGCUGGAUGGACGGUGA